GUGAGGGCCCUAACGGAAGGGCAAGGGUGGCAGGCUGCGGUGAGGAGGGCUGGAAGAGGCCCAGUAAAGCAACUCCUCCCCAGCAGGAAGCCCAGCCCGAGGUCUGAAAGUUUCCCAAGUAUACUCCCCUCCCACCUCCUCCCUACUCCCCACGGCUCACCUUUGACCUCUUCCAGUUGUUAUUUAACUUGGGAGAUUCAGACUACUACACUCCAGAAACACGCCAGGGAGGCCAGGAAGUCCCAGGUUGAUCCCGGCAUGAGGGUGGGAACCUAUCAAGAGAAGCCUUCCUCCCUACAGACCGGAGAGGCCAGAGCUGCUGCCUGGAGUCCCACUGGGGUGCAGGAAGUCUUGGCAUCUCAGGGCCUGUCAAGCCCACAGCCCCAGCCGAAGCACGGGCGGAGCUGGCUUGGCAGAGGUGCCCACACCUGUGCGUCGCUCUGUGCCCCACCUGGAAGGGGACUGGGAAACUGAAGGAUGAAAGGUGCCAGGUCCCUGGCUACCCCACAGCCAAUGGCUGAGAAGUUCUCAUGGGAAACUAGCAUGGAGUGGCGGGACCCAUCCAAGCAUCUUUUCGCAGCUGAAAACCCCUCCUUCCAGGAUGCCGUCCGCAUGCUCAACACCCUGCAGACCAAUGCCGGCUACCUGGAGCAGGUGAAGCGCCAGCGGGGCGACCCCCAGACACAGCUGGAAGCCAUGGAACUGUACCUGGCACGGAGUGGGCUGCAGGUGGAGGACUUGGACCAGCUGAACAUCAUCCACGUCACUGGGACCAAGGGGAAGGGCUCCACCUGUGCCUUCACUGAAUGCAUUCUUCGAAGCUAUGGCCUGAAGACAGGUUUCUUUAGCUCUCCCCACCUGGUGCAGGUGCGUGAGCGGAUCCGCAUCAACGGGCAGCCCAUCAGUCCCGAGCUGUUCACCAAGCACUUCUGGCGCCUCUACCACCGGCUGGAAGAAACCAAGGUGCCCUGGGACGGCAGCUGUGUCUCCAUGCCUGCCUACUUCCGCUUCCUGACCCUCAUGGCCUUUCACGUCUUCCUCCAAGAGAAGGUAGACCUGGCAGUGGUGGAAGUGGGCAUUGGCGGGGCCUAUGAUUGCACCAACAUCAUCAGGAAGCCUGUGGUGUGCGGUGUCUCCGCUCUUGGCAUUGAUCACACCAGCCUUCUGGGGGACACGGUGGAGAAGAUCGCAUGGCAGAAGGGGGGCAUCUUUAAGCAUGGUGUCCCGGCCUUUACUGUGCUCCAGCCCGAAGGACCCCUGGCAGUGCUGAGGGAUCGAGCCCGGCAGGUCUCUUGCCCUCUCUACCUGUGCCCACCCCUGGAAGCCCUGGAGGAAGGGGGGCCGCCACUGACCCUGGGCCUGGAGGGAGAGCACCAGCGGUCCAAUGCUUCCUUGGCCCUGCAGCUGGCCCGCUGCUGGCUGCAGCAGCAGGACCACCAGGGCAUUGGGGAGCUGACGGCCUCCAGGCCAAGCCUCCCACGGCAGCUGUCCCUGGCACCAGUGUUCCAGCCCACGGCCCACAUGCGGCGUGGGCUGAGGGAAACGGAGUGGCCGGGCCGGACGCAGGUGCUGCGGCGCGGGCCCCUCACCUGGUAUCUGGACGGCGCGCACACCACCAGCAGCGUGCAGGCCUGUGUGCGCUGGUUUCGCCAGGCGCUGCAGGGCCGCGUGAGACCAAGCGGGGGUCCUGAGGUGCGUGUCUUACUCUUCAACUCCACCGGGGACCGGGACCCGGCGGCCCUUCUGAAGCUGCUGCAGCCUUGCCAGUUUGACUAUGCCGUCUUCUGCCCCAACCUGACAGAGGUGUCACCCAUGGGCAGUGCAGACCAACAGAACUUUACGGUGACGCUGGACCAGGUGCUGCUCCGCUGCCUCGAACACCAGCGGCACUGGAGCCACCUGGAUGAGCAGCACACCAGCCCAGAUCUCUGGAGCAGCCCCAGCCUGGAACCUGGAGGGUCCGCAUCCCUGCUGUUGGCGUCCCACCCACCCAUGCCCAGCGGUGCCAGCUCACUUGUCUUCAGCUGUAUCUCUCAUGCCCUGCAGUGGAUCAGCCAAGGCCGGGACCCCGUCUUCCAGCCUCCUCCUCCCCCAAGGGGCCUCCUCGCCCAUCCUGUGGCCAGCAGUGGGGCCAGCGAGCUCCGAGAGGCUGCUGCCAUCCACGUGCUGGCCCCGCCCAGCCUGCACCUGGUGGGUGGUGUCCUGAAGCUGCUGGAGCCCUCCUUGUCCCAGUAGCCAAGGCGGCAGCGGGGGGAGGCUCCUGGGAGGCAGGGGCCUUUCCCACCUGGCCGGUGUCCUUAUGAACUCACAUACUAGGUGCCUUCUACUUUCUGCUCCCCUGAUUUGAUGGACUGGUCCAGAGACCCGGGCUCUGGGUGGUGGAAUAGAGGGCGGGGGGCAGGAGGCUGGGAGAGGCCGUCCUCCAUCUCCGAGGUCCUGUGUCUUGGCCUUUCCUUCCUCCCGGGACUCUCUGUUGUAGCAGUCUGGCAGCCCCGCCUGUCUCCCUCCCACCCGCCUGCCUCUGGCUCAGGGCCAGCUUAUUGUGUGUGCUGCCUGGCCAGGCCUGGGUCCUGCUGGGUGCUGGGCGAUAAAUUUCCUCUUCCCACUGUCUUCUGGGAAAGGAGAGGGCCCCUGCCGGGGGCACCCUGAGGGCACAGGGUGACUGGAGGGAAUUAAAGUCUUUGACUUUUUUUUAAAGACA
This is a messenger RNA of Tupaia belangeri chinensis (Chinese tree shrew), 2701 nucleotides long. It is a transcript of the gene FPGS, whose product is annotated as folylpolyglutamate synthase. Gene Ontology annotation, biological process: tetrahydrofolylpolyglutamate biosynthetic process. Gene Ontology annotation, molecular function: tetrahydrofolylpolyglutamate synthase activity; ATP binding. Lineage: Eukaryota; Metazoa; Chordata; Mammalia; Scandentia; Tupaiidae. Bases 478 to 2235 code for a protein of 585 amino acids. The transcript has 15 exons. The record is from RefSeq and is a predicted model, not a curated record. Gene Ontology annotation, cellular component: cytoplasm; cytosol; mitochondrion.